AUGAUGGAGUUGCUCAAGAUCCUGGGCAAGCGGCUUAAUUUCGAGGCGCGUCGCGAUGUCGAGGGAUUCUACGAAGUGGUCAUUAUGCACGACGCCUACGCAAAAAACUUUAUCCGCACCGAAGUAUUCAACAGCUCCAAAGCCAGUAGCUACACGAAGCACGUGGCCUUCCUGGACUUCGACCAACUGGACGAACCCUGGCCCAUAUACAUCAAUUUGGUUCGAGAUCCCGUCGAGCGGCUGGUCAGCUGGUUCUACUAUGUCCGCGCACCCUGGCAUUUAGCCGAGAGAAAGGAAAUGUACGGGGAUGCCAUCGUUCUGCCCAGCAUAGAUUGGCUCAAGAAGGACUUUAACCGCUGCAUCGAGGAACGCGAUCCCGAGUGUGUGUACGAGCAAAUGGAAUUGGGCAACCUGGGAGAUCAUAGGCGACAGUCACUGUAUCUCUGCGGUCAGAACAUGGCGGUGUGCAUGUGA
Molecule: messenger RNA, 474 nt
Organism: Drosophila teissieri
Lineage: Eukaryota; Metazoa; Arthropoda; Insecta; Diptera; Drosophilidae
Product: heparan sulfate 2-O-sulfotransferase pipe-like
Exons: 1
Coding region: 1-474 (157 amino acids)
Cellular component (GO): membrane
Molecular function (GO): sulfotransferase activity
Source: RefSeq, a predicted model, not a curated record